This is a messenger RNA of Trichoderma reesei QM6a, 2580 nucleotides long. RefSeq lists its product as uncharacterized. Bases 1 to 2580 code for a protein of 859 amino acids. The record is from RefSeq and is a predicted model, not a curated record. Lineage: Eukaryota; Fungi; Ascomycota; Sordariomycetes; Hypocreales; Hypocreaceae. The transcript has 3 exons. Gene Ontology annotation, molecular function: single-stranded DNA binding; DNA replication origin binding; chromatin binding. Gene Ontology annotation, cellular component: DNA replication preinitiation complex. Gene Ontology annotation, biological process: mitotic DNA replication preinitiation complex assembly; double-strand break repair via break-induced replication; DNA replication initiation.
AUGUACCUCCCGCGGUCCCUAAUCUCCAAGCUCUACUCGCAUCUCCAAAAUACCCGCCAUCCUCUCUCCCCGGCCGUCCUGAUCCUCGUCGCGCUCGAGCCGGACGCUCUCUGCGCCUGUCGCAUCCUCACCCGCCUACUCAAACAUGACUAUAUUCCGCACAAGAUCCAGCCCGUUGCGGGUUACAGCGACCUGGAAAAGGCAGGCAAGGAGCUUGUUGUACCGAUGAUGGAGUCGCAGGGAGGCAGUGGAGGCGUUGUCAUCUGCCUUGGGGUCGGUGGCAUGGUUGAUCUUGGACCAAUGCUAGGCUUAGAACCCGAGGGCGAAGAGUCCCCAUACAGCGGCGUCGAGGUCUGGGUCUUUGAUGCUCACCGGCCGUGGAACCUGGCCAAUGUCUUUGGCGGCUUCCCGCUCGAGCCUGCGGAUACGGCGUCGAGCUCAUACCAGUCAAGGAGUCCGGUCGGGGUCACAGGGGGGGCCAUUGGUCGAUCAUACAACUGUGGCAAGGGCGGCAUCAUCGUCUACGACGAUGGCGACAUUGAGGGCGACCUCACGGCCGAACGCGAUGCGUAUCUUGCGCUUCUGGACAUGCCGGACAUUGAGGAGCAGGGCGACGAGGAUCUUAGCGAAGACGAAAACGAUGGCGAUCACGCCGACUCGGGCUCAGAGCAUGCUCACGCAGGGCAGAAGAGGAAGAGCUUGAAUGAGGAGGAGUCUAGCGAUGAGGAGGAAUCGCGGCCUCGCCAGCGGCGACGAAGCAAUUCCUCAAGCUGGAUAGCCAGCUCUCCUCGCCGGCCAGAGCACAGAGGCUUGCUGUCGAUACGACAAGCUGAUGCAGGCCUGUCGAGCGAUCCCGUCGAACCUCCAUCAGGAGCUCAACCGCCGCCGGCCGCCUCAGCUCGCGCGCUGCGGAAACGACUCCUACGAAUGCGACAACAGAACGAAGCCGUCCUACACCAAUACUACAGGAUGGGGUCAUCCUACUCCGAGCCCAUCUCAGCGAUGAUGUACUCGCUGGCCUCCGAACUAGGCCGCGAUGACAACGACCUGCUGUGGUUGGCCAUUGUAGGGGUCACGUCGAUGGAGCUGUACGGAAGGUCAUCGGCAGGCGUUGCCGCGCCUGUCCGGUCGGGCGCAGGCGGUAGGCCGUCUGGCUGGUUUGGCGUCCGAGGUGCUCGACUGCGACAGCUCCUGAGAGAUGAGGUUCGGAGACUGAACCCUCCAGAGAUGACUAAUGGGCGAGUUGCUCCCGAGAACAAUGGCAUCAUACCAACCACGGCCAGGAACCCUGAAGACACGGGCAUUCGCCUGUCUCCAGAGCCAAGGUUUCUACUGAUCCGCCAUUGGAGCCUCUACGACAGCAUGCUGCAUUCGCCCUAUCUCUUUUCCAGGCUAAGAACUUGGAGCGAAGCGGGCAUCAAGCGGCUGCACAAGCUCCUCGCCAAGAUGGGAGUCAGCCUGGCGCAGUGCAAGCAGAGCUACACGCACAUGGACAUGAUGCUGAAGCGCGAGCUGAGGGCGAAACUGUUAAAGUACGGAUCGCUCUACAACCUCGAUGAGAUGGUGCCCGCGGUUGAUACGGACGGCAAGGAUCGCGCAGGAGCCAAAGAUGGAUGGGGCUUUGUCCGCAGCUGGGGAUGGCGCGCAACUCUCAGUGCCCAGGACGUCGGGGUCGUGAUUGGCGCUCUGCUAGAGGUCGGAAAACAUGCCCAUGCUCUGGACACGACAAACGGAGGGCCGAGCCAGGUAACGCGUGAGAUGGAGGACGAGUCGGAGCUGGCUGCCGAGGGCGAGGAAUGGGUGCAUCGCUUCUGGGAGGCAUAUGACGCGUUGGAAAAUAUCGAUGCCCUCAAGGCUGGACUACCGACGGCACAGUUUUUGCACCGCGCAAUCUACCGUACCGGGACCUCUCUGAUCAACAAGAAACAGAUCAAGCACCUCCGUGCUUUCCGCAUGUGCGUCGUCAAAGAUGGCCCCGACGUCGCGCUCUUUACGCACCCGGCUGCCUUGACGAAGCUGGCUCUCUGGAUCGGAGAGGCGCUGGCCGAGCAAGAAAAAGAAACCCAGGGCAAGCUGUCACACGGAGGCCGCGGAACACCAUUGGUAGUGGCGAGCCUCAACGAGAAGCGUGGAGUCUACACCGUUGUGGGCACGGGAGGCGGCGGAGGACCGGAUACCCUAUUUCUAAACAAGGCGACGAAGCAGGAACGGCAGUCAAAGAAGGAAGCCAAGGCACGCAAGAAAGAAGAGGCGCGCAAGGCCAAGGAAAAGAUUCGCAAAGAGAAGCGUGCGGCUCGGCGGGCUGCGACCCAAGACAACGACGACAAUGGAGACGAUGACGAGCUGGAGACGGAGUCCGAGGCCUCUGAAUCGUCAGAGUCGGAAGACGACUCGGAUGAUGAGGAGAUGAAUGAUCGGGGCUACGGUCUCAACAAGUUUGGCAACGCGUUUCAAGAAGUUGUUGCCGAGACGAGCGCGCGUGUCCGGAUCGAUAGCUUUGAGCACUCGGUUGUGGAGGUCAAGAAGGAAGACUUGGGCGCCUUUCUCGAGAGCCUGAGCGAAAAGGCUGUUGUGGGCUGA